Molecule: messenger RNA, 1340 nt
Organism: Sphaeroforma arctica JP610
Lineage: Eukaryota; Ichthyosporea; Ichthyophonida
Exons: 7
Coding region: 50-823 (257 amino acids)
Molecular function (GO): oxidoreductase activity, acting on the CH-OH group of donors, NAD or NADP as acceptor
Source: RefSeq, a predicted model, not a curated record
CCCAGAACGAUUCAAGUGGAAUCAGACCUCACGCACACAGACAGUAGACAUGGCUCUCUCGGGAUUAGCUCAGCGGGUUGUGGUAGUCGCUGGUGCGACAGGCGGAAUAGGACGGGCUAUCUCUGAACUCUAUGUUAGAGAAGGCUGCAAGGUUGCGCUUCUGGGGCGUACCGAAAAAACCCUGGUUGAACUCCAAAGCCACCUACUUGAACUGGCGAAUAAAGAACACGCAGAGAAUGAUAAGCAACUAUCAGCGGUGUAUGUUGCCACUUGCGAUGUCACUGACAGCCCAAGCGUGAAGAAAGCGGUCACGGACAUCAUCGCAAACAUUGGCGCACCCGAUAUAUUAGUAAACGCCGCUGGCGUGGCAGAGGACGGCCUGCUUUUACGGAGCUCGGACAAGUCUAUACAGAAUAAUAUAAAUACAAAUCUGAUUGGUCCUAUGGUAACAUCACGCGCGGUGCUUCCGCCAAUGCUUCGAAAAGGCGGAUGCAUCAUUAAUAUCGGAAGUGUUGUGGGCACUCACGGCAAUGUAGGCCAGUGUGCGUACAGCGCUGCUAAAGCUGGGCUAGUAGGCUUCACCAAGUCCUUGUCUAAAGAGGUUGGGAGCCGGGGUAUCCGAGUCAACCUGAUCAAUCCCGGAUACAUUGAGACGCCCAUGACGGCGCAUAUACCCCAAGAAAAAAUAGAUAAGAUCAUACAGAACACUACACUCGGGCGCUUGGGUACUACUGAUGACAUAGUGCAGGCUGUGCGCUUUGUCUCGACGUGUACCUUCAUUACGGGCCAGGUACUGCACGUGGACGGAGGGCUUGUGCUCUGAUCUUCCCGAAUUUAUGCUGAGAAAUAAUCGCACGCCACGGUAGGCAAUGCCGACCCACCAGGUGGCAGACCCACACGCGACUUGAGUAUACCAAAUGCACUCCGGGAAAGUUGAUCUACUUGGAAUAUGUACCUAUACACCGGUCGAUUCUAUCGAAGGCGAUUUAUACACCCCAGUCAUCAUUAGUGGUAGGCAGAAAGCAGAUAAAGGCACCCUGCGCACUGUACUUUGACCCGGGUCACAGGUUUUGUCGACGUAGACGCCAUUACGUGAGGAAGUGGAUUAAUCCCAACUACUUUCAAACGGGACUGUUUCCAGUGAGUGCGAUUAUCUCGUAUGAUUCUUCAUCGUCUGCGACACACCUGUCCGUGUAUAGGACGUACAUCGCAGUAUAUGCAGAGUGAGCUUUGUACGAGAAGAGUUGCUGUAAAAUGGGCCGAAACACCAUAUCUAUCCCAAAGAAAAUAAAUGUUCUGUUGCUAUGCCAUACGUUGUGGUAAUCAGAUCUAUCCAUCGC